CCAGGCUGUAUAAAUAUCUGUGAGCUGUUGGUGAAAAGCUCAGCUCACAGGGAGGGAAAGCAGACUGGAGGUAAAGCUCAGCCACGCUCCAGCGCUGGACGGAGAAGAUCAGGGGCCUCAGAGGAACCGGAUCAGAGAAGCGUCUCAAACAUGUUCCUGCUCCUGCUGCUCGCCGGGCUCCUGCUGCAAGGUGACGCUCAGGACCAGGCGUCUCUGUGGAGAGGAAACGACAGGAGCGGGAGGUGUGUUUACAGCUUCACCGUACCCAGCCCUGUGGAGGCCAGCUGCCCACAGCCUGCAGCUCCAGAAGUGGAGGCUCUGAAGGUCAGACUCGGCGUGCUGGAGAUGCUGGUGUCCCAGCUGAGCGGUAAGAGCCUCCAGCCUCCGGGGGGGCGUCAGGGUGCUGGAGACAGAGCUCAGGCUGAGCUGCAGGACGCACUGAACCGAGCCGUGGCAGAGAGGAGUCUGUUGCAGGGCGAAAAGGAGCGUCUGAAGAGGGAGAUGAAGGCUCUUCAGCUCAGAAUGGAGGAAAUGAGGAGGGAGACGGAACGGCUGAGGAAGAGACCCUGUCCUCAGACGCCGGCGGCCCCGCCGAGCCACCCCCAGAGGGACAGGGCCCCGACGAGACCCCUCGAGGACUCCGCGUGGCAGUAUGGGUCCCCAGCAUUCCAGGAGCUCAAGGCGGAGGUGACGGAGGUUCCAGUUCCUGACAGCAAACAGAACCAAACAGGCUGUGGUGACCUGCUGUCAGUUGGAGAGCCGGUCAGUCACAGAAGGGCCGACAACAUCGCGGGGAAAUAUGGAGUCUGGAUGCAGGAUCCUGAGCCGGUCUCUCCAUAUGGACCCAACAUGGUGUGGCGCAUUGACACCGUUGGCACGGAGGUCAGGCAGCUGUUUGGAUAUGAAGACCUGGAGCAGCUCUCUAAAGGUUUCCCAUCUAAAGUCCUGCUGCUGCUGGACCCCCUGGAGAGCACCGGGGCCACUCUCUACCGAGGCUCCCUGUAUUACCAGAGAAGACUCAGCCGCACUCUGAUCCGCUACGAGCUGGCUGCUGAGCACGUGGCUGCCCGCCGGGAGCUUCCUCACGCCGGCUUCCACGGCCAGUUCCCCUACUCCUGGGGAGGCUACACGGACAUCGACUUGGCUGUGGACGAGAAGGGGCUGUGGGCGGUCUACUCCACCAGCAAGGCCCAAGGAGCCAUCGUGAUUUCACUGCUGGAUCCGCUCAGUCUGGAGGUCAGGAGGAGCUGGGAGACCAACAUCAGGAAGUCGUCCGUGGCCAACUCCUUCAUCAUCUGUGGGAAGAUGUACACCGUGGCCAGCUACUCUGCUCCGGACAGCACCAUCAACUAUGUCUACGACACAGAAACCAGCCAGGGGAAGGCCGUAUCCAUCCCUUUCAAAAACAAGUAUCGCUACAACAGCAUGAUCGACUACAGCUUGGCCCAAAGGAAGCUGUUUGCGUGGGACAACUUUCACCUGGUGUCCUACGACAUCAGGAUGAGUCACAGCCCGGCCACCUGAGGCCAGCAGGCCCAACCGUUUCAGCGACGCCGACCUGUUCCUGCAUCAGAGACUCAAACCUUUAGAGCAACGCGAGCGGCAGAUGUUAGCCCAAGCACGACUGUGGAGAACUGGAUUAGUGGCAAAUGAAAGAGGAAUUAUUUUUAUACCGCUUUUAAUCCUGAUGUUUGACGUUUUAAUCAAAGUAUAUCUGGAAAUGGAGCAGCAAUGUUUGUGCUUAAAGCUCAACUAUUUGUAUAGCCGAAUCCCGUGGUUCUACAUAGAUCUGAGAAAGAAUGCAUGGUUAUUGCAUGCAUUUGCAGCAUCAAGACAGCGUAUGAAAUAAACUUGACUGUUUUCCAUUUUGUGUCAAAUGCACAUAAAGUCUUGUGGCUUAAA
This is a messenger RNA of Oryzias latipes (Japanese medaka), 1902 nucleotides long. It is a transcript of the gene myoc, whose product is annotated as myocilin. Gene Ontology annotation, cellular component: Golgi apparatus. Gene Ontology annotation, biological process: signal transduction; osteoblast differentiation. Lineage: Eukaryota; Metazoa; Chordata; Actinopteri; Beloniformes; Adrianichthyidae. The record is from RefSeq and is a predicted model, not a curated record.